GGAAGGAUGUUGACGUGUUUCCGUAGGCUUUAGACCGGGGUAACUUGUUUCCUGAAGUUUUUAACUUUCACACCAAACUCCUGGAGCUUGUUGGAGGAUUGUAGAAGGAUUGUAGCCGGAUUUCUUUGGGGUUUUACGGCUUUUUGUUUCCCUCUGAGCCUCUGAUGGAUGGAGCCGCCAUACGAGAAGAUGAGCUCCAAGAAUGGAGACACAGAGGUGAGCCUGCAGGCCGAGCUAGCCGAGUGCCGAGCUCAGGUGGAGCACUGGCAGGGCAUGGCGACGAUCUGCGAGCUCAGCAAACAGGAGGAAAUGGCCGAGCUGCAGAAACAAUAUGAUCAAGAGAUCCAGUCUCUGCAGGAGGCGCUCAGAGAGACGGCCGCUCAGUACGAGGCCAGGAUCUCCGUCCUUCAGUCCCAACCUGUGGAGUGGAGGAGAGCCGGUGGACAGAACAUGAUCAGCGGAAGGAGGGGCAGGGUGGAGGAGGUCUCCAGGAACGAAUCCCCGACCCACAGCAGCCUGGCGGAAGACGAGACGCCGAUGGAGAGGACCAGCGUCCAGCCGGCCGAGCUGGAGGCGGAGGCCGAGGGCGCCGCCCUGACCACCGAGGGCUAUUUUUCACUACGCAACUGCGACUCGGCCUCGUUGUCGUCCUUCUCCAUGGACACGCCCUCCCUGCCCAGGAAACGCGCUCAGGAAGACACGGACUCUCUGGUCUCCACGGGGACACUGGUCCCUGAAGCCAUCUACCUGCCCCCCCCGGGACACCGGCUGGUCACACACGGAGACUGGGACGCUCUGAACGCUCAGGUGUCGGAUCUACGAGGGGAAGUGAGUCGGCUUCAGGCUGAGAAGGAGGAGCUGGAGAAGGAGCUGGACACACAGACCAAGCACACACAGAAACAGGUGUCCAUGCUCCAGUCUCAGGUCCAGACCUCAGAGAGUCUCCUCCAGGAUGUACAGAAAUCUUUUAGCCAAUCUCAGAACGCGGUGGAGAGUCAGCUGGCAGAGUUGUCCCUGUUCCAGAAGAAGAUGUCCACCGAGUUGUCCAGACUGAAGGGACAGAAGACGUCGGAGGAGCAGGAGGAGGAGGCGCAGCAGGAGGAGGACGUCCCCUCCUUCACCUCCAUGCUGCAUGGGGCGCACUGCGAGGAGCGUCUCCGCAUCGAGAUCGUCAACCUGCGGGAGGAGCUGGACUCCAGGAAGGAGGAGAACGAAGUUUUAGAAGUGCAGUUUUCCAGCCUGAAGACGGAGACGGAGCGGAUCCAAGGCGCCAAGGAGCAGAGGGAGGCGGAGCUUCUGGCCUGCCGCAGGGAAAUGGACGCCCUGCGGGUGGCGCUGUCUCACGUACGGAGCACGAACAAGACACUGAGCGCUGAGAAAGCGGCUCUGAACCAACAGAGUCUGGAGCUUCGGAGUCAAGUGAUCAGCCUCCGGUCUCAGCUGGACACGAGUCAGUCGGUCCAGAGGGACUUCGUCCAGCUCUCACAGUCACUACAGGUGAAGCUGGAGUUGAUUCGUCAGGCUGAGAGUCUGGAACAAGUCAGAAAGAUCCUGGAGGAGGAGGAGGUGGAGGAGGUGGUGGAGGAGGGGGAGGGAGGAGGAGGAGUAAAAGUUUCUCCUCCCGCAGACGCUUUGUGAGUUUCAGGAACUUUCAGGAACCAAAGAAUCAACUCCCUCCUCCCGGACUCUUUUGUUCCUCGUGACACUGGAAACACUCGUGGACAAGAAACGUGACCAAACCACAUUUAUUCCUCCACUAAUAUAAAUAUACUGUUUAUAGUAAAACACUCAACUGUCCAACACUUGAUUUUGCACUCUGUCCUCAAUUAAUCCUUUUAAAUCCUUUGUAAACUCCAUUGAAUUAUUAUUAUCAUUAUUAUUAUUAUUAUUAUUAUUAUUACAUAUCUGUCUUUAACAUUCCUGUAUUUACUUUACCUUAGAUGAUGAUUGUGGGUUAAAGUAAAGAAAUUACAUCUUG
This is a messenger RNA of Mugil cephalus (flathead mullet), 1978 nucleotides long. RefSeq names its product rabaptin, RAB GTPase binding effector protein 2 (gene rabep2). The transcript has 12 exons. The record is from RefSeq and is a predicted model, not a curated record. Gene Ontology annotation, cellular component: intracellular membrane-bounded organelle. Lineage: Eukaryota; Metazoa; Chordata; Actinopteri; Mugiliformes; Mugilidae. Gene Ontology annotation, molecular function: GTPase activator activity; growth factor activity. The coding region runs from base 169 to 1638 and encodes 489 amino acids. Gene Ontology annotation, biological process: endocytosis.